AUGGAUGAAUCGUAUUUCGAUGAUGACCCUCACUUUGGAGAAGAGUGGGACGAAACUGUAUUGAGUCAAGUAGAGGAGGCUGAGGCAGCCUUCAUGUUGAAAGACUCCACCAUAAAAGAAAAAGAAGUUGAUGGCCCAUCUCCAUCACUUGAACACUUGAAGGUUUCAAAUCAAAAAGAAGUCAAUGGCCCAUCUCCUGACCACAUUAAGGUCUUGAACCAAGUAUUUGGCCACAAGCAAUUCAAGCCAUUGCAAUGGAACAUUAUAAGCUCUAUAAUAAAGGAAAAGAGAGACUGCUGUGCUGUAAUGAUGACAGGAUAUGGAAAGUCCCUUUGUUUCCAGUAUCCUUCAGUUUAUACUGGUGGCAUAACUAUAAUAUUAUCUCCACUAAUUUCACUAAUGCAAGAUCAAGUAUUGUCAAUGAAGAUUGCAAAUGUUCCUGCUUGUUUGUUAGGUACUGCUAACAAAGAGCAAAACAAAACCAUUGAGGAGAUUUUCAAUAACAAAUAUUUAUUGGUUUAUUGUACCCCAGAGUUCUGUACUGGACAUUAUGGCAGAAGUAUCUUGGUCGAGUGUCAUAAAAAACUGUCGAUUACUUUGAUAGCAAUAGACGAAGCCCAUUGCGUGAGCAGCUGGGGGCAUGAUUUUCGGCAAAAAUACAGACAACUUGGAAUUUUGCGAGAUUUAAUGCCUGAAGUUCCUAUUUUGGCAGUUACAGCCACUGCAACAGAGAAAGUUCGGCAAGAUAUUGUAGAUUCCUUGAAAUUAAGAAAUCCUCAAGUUUUAUGUUCGAGUUUUGACAGAGAAAAUUUCUACUUUGAAGUGAACAGAAAAGGAUUAUCUGUAUGCAAUGAUCUGAAAAAGGUUAUGAAACGAACUGAGGAUGGUUAUAGAUUUUCUGGUUCCACUAUUAUAUAUUGCAUCACGAAAAAGAAAACGGAAGAAUUAGCGAUGGUACUGACAUCCAUGGGUAUUAAGUGUCAAGCAUACCAUGCGGGUCUACCACUUAGUGUUAGAAAAAAAGUACACGAAGGAUUUGUGGAAGAUAAUUUGGACGUUGUGAUAGCAACAGUAGCCUUUGGUAUGGGCAUUGAUAAACCAGAUGUAAGGAAUGUGAUUCAUUAUGGAAUUUCACAGAGCAUCGAAAGUUAUUAUCAAGAGGUUGGCCGAGCAGGACGAGAUGGUUUACCAGCCAAAUGUAUACUGUUUUAUGCUGACACAGAUUUCUCUACUCUCAGGAUGUUGGCAGGGAAAUCACAAAUAUCAGAGGCUAAUCGAAUUAGAAGAGAACAAAUGUUGAAACUUGUUGAGGCUUACCUGAUCUCGAAAGAAUGUAGGAGGAAAUUUAUUAUUUCUCACUUUGAGGGAAAAGAGGUUCCAGUCGAAAAUCAGUCAUAUUGUUGCGAUAACUGUUCAAAUAAAGGAUCGAGAGAGCAAAACGAUCAUAAGAUUUAUGAAGGCGUUGAUGAAAAUGGGAAUUAUGAUUUCACUGAUGAUGCAAAGUUGUUACUAAAACUGAUGAAAUCUAUUGAUCACAGAUAUGGCAUGAGUACAUUCAUAAAUAUGUUGAGAGGUUCCAAGAGAAAGAAACUUUCCAAUCACUUUCAAAAUCCGUAUUUCGGAUCUGGAAAAGAUAAAAGCGAGAUAUGGUGGAAAGAAAUAGGUAAACUGUUGACUAAACAUGAAUUCAUAACUACGAAAGUUAUACCUCAACCUAGUAGUUUCAUGUCUACUACUGUAGAAGUAACUCGGAAGGGUGAGAAGUUCUUAACAAAUCCAUCAAGUUGUAUGAAAGAUACCCCUUCACCCUUGAUUACUCCAUUCUUGAAAAUUAAAGGAGAUGUUUGGAUCAGCAGUAAAUCCCAAACUAGAUCUGCUAGUUCUAGUGCUAGUACCGCUGGUUCUAGGAAUAUUUGGAUCAGCAAUAAAUGCCAAACUAGUUCUGCUAGUUCUAGUGCUAGUACCCUUGGUUCUCCUGGUACUGCAAAGGUAUUGGUUCCUCCAUCAGAAAAUGAUGAAGGAAAGAAGGAAGUCCUGAAGUUGUACAAGGCAUUGCUGAACAAAAGAUUGGAAUUAGCUCAGAAAGAGAAUUGUUUGCCUUACAUGAUUGCGUCUAAUAAAGCUAUUUUAGAUAUGGCUGAAAAGAAACCCAAAUCUUUGGAAGAAGUAGAAAAAUUUCAAUUUGAUGGAAUGAAUGCUGUGAAAAUAACCAAAUAUGGAGGGGAGUUUUUGAAAGUAAUUUUGUCAUCCCGUCCUUCAAUGGAACAAGUCUUGAGUUUGCACCCAUUACCUGGUCUACCAAAACUAAACGAUUCCAUAACAAUAUCAUAUCACCUUUAUCGGAGUGGAAAAUCUUUGGAAGAAAUUGCUGAAAACAGGAAUUUGACUGCCGCAACAAUUACCCGACAUCUCGUCGAUUGUAUGAAAUAUGGAUAUAACGUAGAGUUGUCAAGAUUAGGCGUUAAUAAAGAAAUUGCGCAUCUUAUUUUAGACGCAUUGAAAACAGUGGAGACGGGACUUUCAUUGUUGAAACCUAUAAAACUGGCAUGUCCUGAAGAAGUUGAAUAUGGACACCUUCAUGCAAUGCAGAGUUAUCUUCGAGUUCGUGAGCACCUGGACGCUCUAAACUUGCCAUAUAAGGACUUUGAAGAUGUUGACUAUUAUCAAAUGUACAAGCCAGGGAAAUUUAUGAAAAACCAGAAAGAGGAUAGUAUUCCCGUGGAGUCGAAUUGCCUAACACAAGAACAGAAAAAAGAGGAUGUUGAAUAUGGAUGUAUAAAUGAAGAAGACAAGGAUGUAAUUUUUGUGGAGUCCGAUAUUGAAGAAAAAGAGGAUACCAUUCUUGUGGAUUCGGAUUGCUCAACACAACGACAUGAACAAGAGGAUCUUAAAGAGAGAAAUCUAACACAAUUCAUAAAGUGUCUGAAAGAACUCGAAGAUAUGGACCCGGAAGCAUUAAAUAAACAUUGCUUUGAUAGGCUUGAUGAUGCAGAUGUUCAAGAUAGAGAACCAAAACACAAGCGACAUAAACCCAGUUAUUCUCCUGUAAAAUCUGAAAUCAAUUACUCGGUUCUGGAUUCCCCUGAACGGCAAUCGACGUUAGAAGAUAAUCAUAAUCGACCAAGUCAAGAGCCCGUUUGUGAUUCGACAGAAGUUAGUGUGAAAAAAGAGGAGAAAGAAAGUGAUGUUAAGGAUAGUAUGGAUGGUGCGAAUUUCCGGUUGAAUGGUAGACAGGUAAAUGUAGAGAGUAGUAUUAAGAAGGAAGUUAUGCAGACAAGUGUAAGUGGGAGUGAGAACAAUCAACAGAAAAAAAUCAAUUUACCACCAUGGUUAACCACUAAGAAAACUUGA
This is a messenger RNA of Phaedon cochleariae (mustard beetle), 3351 nucleotides long. Lineage: Eukaryota; Metazoa; Arthropoda; Insecta; Coleoptera; Chrysomelidae. The record is from the annotation of a GenBank genome assembly.